AUGGGCUACGACUUCACAAUCUACAAAGGCUCCAAAGACGGCAGCAUCCAGAAAUCCACAACCCACCGCCCCGCGCUCCAAAAAGACCAAGUCCUGAUCCGAAUCACCCACUCCGGGGUCUGUUUCACAGACGUCCAUUACCGCACAACAGACAUGGCCCUCGGCCACGAAGGAGCCGGCGUGGUCGAGGAAACUGGUCCCGAAGUACAAGACCUGGUCAAAGGCGACCGAGUCGGCUGGGGCUACGAACACGAUUGCUGCGGCCGGUGUUCGAAAUGUCUAACGGGGUGGGAGACGUUCUGUCCCGAGCGGAAGAUGUACGCGGCCGCGGAUCUGGACCAGGGGUCGUUUGCUUCGCAUGCUAUCUGGCGGGAAUCGUUCCUGUUUAAGAUUCCCGAGGGGAUUAAGAAUGAGGAUGCGGCGCCGUUGAUGUGUGGGGGGUCGACUGUGUUUAAUGCCCUGCAUGUAGCUGGUGUGAAACCUACUGCUCGGGUGGGUAUCAUCGGAGUCGGGGGAUUAGGGCAUUUGGCGAUCCAGUUUGCGGCCAAGAUGGGAUGUCAGGUUGUGGUGUUCUCGGGCAGUGAUAAUAAGAAAGAUGAAGCUAAGAAACUGGGCGCUGCGGAGUUCUAUGCGACGAAGGGUGUUAAGGAGUUGAAGGUUGAGAAGAAGUUGGAUAAUUUGAUUGUCACAACGAGCAGUCAGCCGGAUUGGAAUCAGUAUGUGAGUGUUUUGAAUCCUGGGGCGACUAUUUCCCCGUUGUCGGUUGAUUUGGAGGAUUUCAAGUUUCCUUAUAUGCCGCUACUGGGGAAUGGGUUUAGGGUUGUGGGGUCGAUUGUCUCGGCUAGACAGGUUCAUCGCGAUAUGUUGGAUUUUGCGGCUUUUCAUGGGGUGAAGCCGAUUAAUAUGACAUAUCCGAUGAGCAAGGAGGGGAUUGAAGAGUGUUUGAAGACGUUGGAGGAGGGGAAGAUGAGGUAUCGGGGGUUGCUGGUGGCGCAGUAG
Molecule: messenger RNA, 999 nt
Organism: Aspergillus oryzae RIB40
Lineage: Eukaryota; Fungi; Ascomycota; Eurotiomycetes; Eurotiales; Aspergillaceae
Product: NAD(P)-dependent alcohol dehydrogenase
Exons: 1
Coding region: 1-999 (332 amino acids)
Biological process (GO): alcohol metabolic process
Molecular function (GO): alcohol dehydrogenase (NADP+) activity; zinc ion binding
Source: RefSeq, a predicted model, not a curated record